GAAAACAAAGAAAGGCAUGUUUUCCCUUUAAAGCCACUCAGUUCAGCACACUGCCAGGAUGAAAAGGUGGAAGAAACUCCCGUCAGUUACCAUUGCACGGGUCCACGGGCAGCACGCUUCUUCAGCUUGACAUGUGCAGUGAAGUCUGGCAGUGGGUAUUAUCCUGCUGAAAGAGGCCACUGCCAUUGUGAAAGACAGUUACCAUGAAGGGGUGUACUUGGGCUGCAACAAUGAUCAGGUUUAUAUGCACAGGGGGAUAAGUACACUGGGUGAUCUAUGAAAAAGGUGGAGCAAGUAAAGAGGACAUUAUAAGCACAGUUCAAGCCAGUUUCUCUCAACUUUUCAGUGUUUGUAUUGACUGUUAGUGGAUUAUGUUGAGCCUUAUCAAACUACCUCGAGUCUUAACCAUCAACCAAGUUCCAAAAGUGUUCCAUGAGGAUGGGAUCAUAUCUGGGUAUCGGUAUCCAUAUAGCUCAGCAAAAGACUGUGUUCUUAGCAUCUUCCAGCUAACUAACGAAACCCUAAACAUUUGGACCCACUUUCUUCCUACAUGGUUCUUCUUGUGGAAGCUCCUUAUGGUACUAAUAGAGGAAGACUGGCAGGACUCCUACUGUUGGCCUCUUCUGGUUUUCCAGGUGUCCUGCUGCUUGUACCCCCUGGCUUCCAGCUGUGCACACACCUUCAGUACCAUGUCUGAACGUGCCAGACACAUCUGCUUCUUCUUCGACUACGGAGCAUUAAGCUUCUACAGCUUAGGUUCUGCCAUUACGUACUCUUCCUAUAUAUUUCCUGAGAAAUGGGUGAACAGCUUUUUCCAUAAGUACUACAUUCCUGCUGCCAUGCUCAACUCUGUCCUCUCCACUGGACUGGCCUGUUACUCAAGGCUUGGAUUGCCUUUUAUUGAGUACAACUACCAUAUAAAUACGAGGCCUGUUGAGAAAAGACGAGUGAAACUAGGGAAAAUUCUGCGGAUUUUGUCCUUUGCAUAUCCAUAUUUCUUUGAUAAUAUCCCUUUAUUCUAUAGGAUUUUUGUAUGUGUUGGAGAGGAUUGCACGGUUAAUGAAGCCACAAUAGUUCACUACCAGCAUGCUGCACUGGCACUACUUACAGGAUUCCUCUUUGCCUCACACCUACCCGAACGCCUGGCACCUGGGAGUUUUGAUUAUAUAGGACACAGUCACCAGCUCUUUCAUGUCUUCGCCAUUGUUGGCACAUACUUCCAGCUCAGUGCAGUUGAGUUAGACAUGACCUUACGGAAGCAAUGGCUUCUGACUCAUUCACAUCCCAUAACCUUCAGCAACACAGUGGGCGCAGCAUUGCUUUGUGCAGCCUGCAGUCUAUGUAUAAUCUAUGUCUUCAGUAAGGCACUUUUCUCCACACAGAUUUGGAAGGACAAUGAUUUGAAAAGGUCACAUUUUGCUGCAGUUUCUGACUCACAGCAUGCAAACACAUGUUUUAUUUUAAGACAGGAAAAAUUAAGGUGAAGGUUUUUUUUUUUAUGGACUGAAGACCUCUACACACACAAGACAAUGCUCUCUCUCUGUGUUAAUUACUGGGAUCUCCUGUUGGAGCUCUGUUAAGUAGGAUUUGUGCAAAUUUGGAAAAAAAAGAAAU
Tachysurus vachellii is the source of this 1614-nucleotide messenger RNA. It is a transcript of the gene paqr5a, whose product is annotated as progestin and adipoQ receptor family member Va. The transcript is spliced from 10 exons. Bases 372 to 1484 code for a protein of 370 amino acids. The record is from RefSeq and is a predicted model, not a curated record. Gene Ontology annotation, molecular function: signaling receptor activity. NCBI's taxonomy places the organism in Eukaryota, Metazoa, Chordata, Actinopteri, Siluriformes, Bagridae. Gene Ontology annotation, cellular component: membrane.